GUGGAACCUUCAUUGUGGAAGAACGGCAAAUAUCGCUAUCUUCUAUAAGUAUGUUCUCCCACGAAAUAUCUCGUGAUACUCUAAAUCAGCAACUUGAAGUAUUUCCCCGGCUAGGAGAAGUAUGGGCAAUCUACAGUGAUUGGGACAUUGGGUGGUGCAAUAAUCCUGAAAUGCGGAAGAAGAGUGCCUUUUCUGUUGUAGAAAUUCUUACCAGUUAUUCAGAAGAAUCAGGCUGUACAGUUGCGCCCUUGGUAAAGGUAGGUGGAUUUAGAAGCGUUUUCCAGAGGUACAUGAGGAGUGGGAGGGAGCAGGUAUUACAAGUCUCUAGUGACAAUCUGCUCAUGUUUUCUCACAGGAUCCCUUUGUUUAGGUUUACUCAUGAGGCUGGAACAGUCCUGGAGCUUGAACAUUCUAUUGUACCAGAAAAUCUGCGGCAUCAAAAUACAUUGGCAAGUGUGACUCCUCUGUCCCCACUUUCAGGUUUGGAUAGUGAUACAAAUGGCUUUCACGAAGCUGCUAUGGCGCAAUUCUCCAGUGCUUCAACUAGCAAUUUGGGUUCAGGUAUUUCCCAGCAAGGAGUGAUGAACUACAAUAACAAGUUGUCACCUGAAGAUUUUAUGGAGGGGCAGAUCUGGGCUGUGUACGAUGCUCGGGAUCGGAUGCCUAGGUCUUAUGUCAGAAUAAUCCAUGUGGUUUCAGAUGCUACAAUUUUUGUGUUGAAGUUGGAACCACAUCCAAUGCUUAACGAAGAAAUACGGUGGGUCGAAGAUGGCUUACCGGUUGCUUGUGGGGUAUUUCGAGCUGGUACUGGAACUACUUACAAGGACAUAUCAGCUUUCUCUCAUCCUGUACAGUGUGACUGGAGCUCAAAGAAGUCUUUCUAUCGAAUCUUCCCGAAGAAAGGGGAAAUAUGGGCAAUGUACAAAAAUUGGAAGAUUACCUUAAAUAGCACUGAUAUUGACAAAUGUGAACCUCGCAUGGUUGAGAUCCUCUCAGAUUACACUGAUGAGAAUGGAGUUAAUGUGUGCAGCUUGACUCGCGUAAAAGGCUGUUUAUCAUUUUUCCAGAGAGCAUUACUGGAAGGUUUCCAUUUGACAAGAUGCUACUAACAGGUUCCUGGUUGGGUAUAUCUUCUCCCGGACCCUGCUGUUCUUCUGGUUGCUUCUUGUUGAGAGCUCUUUGGACGGGGAAUCCCAUCGAUUACACUGCUAAUUAAUUUUUUACCGCGAUGGAACAUAAAAGGUAGAUGAAUGGUUGGAAGCUGAUGUGAUGUUUGUGAGAUCUGCUGAUGUUGCGUUGGUGCCUAAGAUAAGUUACAAUCACAAACCAAUAAAGAGGCCUGGGAAUGUUUCCUGUAUUAGGUCGUCCAGAAUGCCUUUACCAAUGCUUCUAUCAUGAUUAUAAUAUGGCAAGUCUCUGUAUCAAAAAAUGAGAUUUGCAAAACCACAGGCAAGUGAACGACGUCUUGUGAUGCACUGAUGCCACCCUUACCCAAUUGCUUAAGCAGUUUAAACAUCAGCAUAUAGGAUUUGCUUUGUUCGAUUAUUGUAAUAGUACUAAUCAAAUACAGCUGACCAAAUACAAUCGAUCUUUUGGAUGGGCCAAAUUUUGCUUUC
Messenger RNA from Triticum urartu, 1616 nucleotides. NCBI's taxonomy places the organism in Eukaryota, Viridiplantae, Streptophyta, Magnoliopsida, Poales, Poaceae. The record is from RefSeq and is a predicted model, not a curated record.